This is a messenger RNA of Acromyrmex echinatior (Panamanian leafcutter ant), 330 nucleotides long. RefSeq names its product small ribosomal subunit protein uS17-like. Gene Ontology annotation, cellular component: cytosolic small ribosomal subunit; ribosome. Gene Ontology annotation, molecular function: structural constituent of ribosome. The record is from RefSeq and is a predicted model, not a curated record. Lineage: Eukaryota; Metazoa; Arthropoda; Insecta; Hymenoptera; Formicidae. Gene Ontology annotation, biological process: translation.
UUUGCUGAUUUAAUCUUUGCAGGCUCUUGAGGGCACCUACAUUGAUAAGAAAUGUCCCUUUACGGGCAAUGCGUCAAUUAGAGGGCGCAUUCUUACUGGAAUGGUGCAAAAAUUGAAAAUGCAACGUACUGCAGUUAUUCGCAGAGAUUACUUGCAUUACAUCCGAAAAUACAAUCGAUUCGAAAAGCGGCACUACAAUAUGAGUGCUCAUCUUAGCCCUUGCUUUAGAGAUGUAGAAAUUGGUGAUGUAGUCACCAUUGGAGAAUGCAGACCUUUAAGCAAGACAGUAAGAUUUAAUGUAUUGAAGUUGUCGAAAGGAACAGGAUGAAA